This is a messenger RNA of Lindgomyces ingoldianus, 960 nucleotides long. RefSeq names its product NAD(P)-binding protein. The record is from RefSeq and is a predicted model, not a curated record. Gene Ontology annotation, molecular function: oxidoreductase activity, acting on the CH-OH group of donors, NAD or NADP as acceptor. The transcript has 4 exons. Bases 1 to 960 code for a protein of 319 amino acids. NCBI's taxonomy places the organism in Eukaryota, Fungi, Ascomycota, Dothideomycetes, Pleosporales, Lindgomycetaceae.
AUGUCUAUCUCAAGACUCUCUAUCCUCCCACGCUCCUCCAGCAGAUGUGCCUCGUCUACUCGGCCCGGCCGACUGUCCGGCAAGACCGCUCUCGUCACAGGCUCUUCCUCGGGCCUUGGACGAGCAAUCGUAAAGGCAUACGCCUACGAAGGCGCAAAUGUCUGCUGCGUUGACCUGUACCCACAUCUCCGCAACGCUACUAAUCCCGAUACCGGCAAAGCCGAUCACCUGUACAACCGCAUUGUAACUGGUACCCCAACUCACGAACUCUUAACGCACACGCAUGGUGGGAAGCACGUCUUCAUUAAAGCGGACCUUACGAGGGCUGAGGAGGUGGAAGGCGCAGUGCUCUCUUGCGUGAAGGAGUUCGGUAGGCUGGAUAUCAUUGUCAACAAUGCUGGGAUUUCCAUCGAGAGCACCCAUCUGCGCCCAAUGCGUAUUCACGAGACCGAUGAGGCGGAUUAUGACAAGACAAUGGCAAUUAAUACGAAGGCUAUGUUCUUGGGGUGCAAAUACGCGAUUCGGGAGAUGUUAAAGCAAGAGCUUUUGCCGGACUGCAUCGGCGAUAGGGGAUGGAUCAUAAACACUGCUAGCAUUCAAGGCUUUGUGGGCUACUUCGGAACGCCUUCCUAUGCGGCUUCCAAGGGUGCAGCUGUUAUGUUAACGCGCCAGGUCGCGCUAGACCAGGGCUUCCAACGAGGCGUAGUACUCCCUGCGCUAGACUAUGGAAAAGAAAGAAUACAUUGCAACGCUCUCUGCCCUGGCUUUCUCAAAACUGCAAUGACACAAAACAUCCAAAAUGAGCCGGAGACGCUGCGGAAGAUUAACGACGCCCAUGUGCUUGGGGGAAUGGGCGACCCGGACGAUGUCGCUCGUGUUGCUGUGUUCCUGGCGAGCGACGAUGCUCGCUGGGUUACCGGUGUGCCACUUCCCAUUGAUGGCGGAUUCCUCUGCCAGUAG